This is a messenger RNA of Diatraea saccharalis (sugarcane borer), 1074 nucleotides long. NCBI's taxonomy places the organism in Eukaryota, Metazoa, Arthropoda, Insecta, Lepidoptera, Crambidae. The record is from the annotation of a GenBank genome assembly.
AUGGAGAUUGAAGUAGAGUUUCAAGAAGAUCUGGAUAACUCAAACGAAUCUUUAAAUCAAAUUAAAGGAAAGCAUUCGCAACCUAUUGAAUUACUAAAAGUAAAUACUAGUCCUAGUAUGUUGAUUAAUCAUGAAAGUAGCUUGCAGACAACCCCGUUACUUUCAAAAGAAGAUUGUGAACAUUACAUUAUAAACUGUGGUGUGGAGGUUACAGCUUUAGCAAAAAGUAGAAAUUCUAUUGAAAACCAACCAAUUUAUAUGCUGUCUCAAGAAUAUAUUUCUAAUGGUACUUUUGAUUGCGCUAACGAAGUUGUGCCGAAUCCCAUAAUUAUUCACGCUACAGCAGAUCAAGAGUGUACGCAGGAAUUUUCUGCACAUCUUCCGUUAGACCAAGAUUCCUUUUCAAUAUUAGACCCCAAAUUCCAGGAAUGUAUCGUAUUAUAUAACCCGGGAGAUGGUCAAGUCGUUUUUCCAUUAAAUUUACCUGUUAUAAAUACAGAGUCUGAAACCUUUUUUGAAGGUUCUAUCAUAGUGCAAAAUGUUUCUACAAUUCCUAUUCAGAAUAAUAAUUCUAUAAUAUUGACUUCCACCGGCAAUGAAAUUCAUAAAGUUGCAAGAGCAUAUGAUAAUAAACAUUUAGAUAUGAGAAUAUCUUCGAUAAUUUCCUGUGAUGAAUCUCUUUUAGAGGUCUGGCGAAGUUUUAUUAAAAAUGAGAGAAGACCAUUUGAUUAUACGGACUUAGAAGAACAAUUAACUUCCAUUGGCUCUUAUGAAUAUCAACACAAAUGUAUCGAACAUAGGAAAACGGCCAAGUCUGUUGCUGAUGAUCAAACACAGAACGCUUGUAGUAGUAAUUUUGAUCUGGCAGAUGUAGACAGUUUGUUUGACAAUGAAAGUGAUGGUGAACCAGCAAGUAAAAAGGUGAAAUUCGAUUCUAACAAAGUGGAUGUGAUAUUGAAUAGACUUGAGCAAGAUACUAUAUUAUUGUGCGGUAUCAAAGAAAAUAUUUUCACAGAUGAACAUAAGAGAAGGAUCAGAUUGUUGAAUGAUAAGUUAACACAUGUCAUUACUUGA